Molecule: messenger RNA, 1082 nt
Organism: Culex quinquefasciatus (southern house mosquito)
Lineage: Eukaryota; Metazoa; Arthropoda; Insecta; Diptera; Culicidae
Product: protein D2
Exons: 2
Coding region: 244-837 (197 amino acids)
Source: RefSeq, a predicted model, not a curated record
UUAGAGCAGGAUUAUAGCCUUACCUCAGUGAGGAAGGCAAAACGCCGAACAUGAACUGCAUUCGACGCUACUGCUCCACUUGAUUUUUCGGGAACGUUGCAUGGAAACCCGGCGGCACUUCGCGAUGACCCAAAAACUCGCUGGCGAUGCAAGCACCUCUCGCUUCGACUCGCCGACCAAAUUCCACCACGGCACAGUCACUGUCGGCAAGUCGGCGGCGGCAGCACCCACGUGUCGGUCACGAUGGCCGGUCUCGAGUUUGUGCGUGACUUCAAGAACCACAAAAUCGUGCCGGACGUAAUUCCCGUCCCGCCGGAAUCGCUCCUCCAGGUGACGUACCCGGGUGACCACCGCGUCAACCUGGGCAACAUUCUGAUGCCGAAACAGGUCAAGGAUAUCCCGGUGGUGCGGUGGAUGCCACCGGCGGAACCUGCUUCGUACUACACGCUGUGCAUGACCGAUCCGGACGCGCCCUGCCGGACGACGCCAAAGUUCCGCGAGUGGCACCACUGGCUGGUGGUGAACAUCCCCGGAAACGGGGACAUUGACCGCGGCGACGUUCUGUCCGAGUACAUUGGAGCUGCACCGGCCAAAAAGACCGGCCUGCACCGGUACGUGUUCCUGCUGUACCAACAGCCCAACGGCCUGCUCGACUGCGACGAGGCGCGACUGUCCAACAGGAGUUCCCAGGGACGAGGGAAAUUUUCGAUUCAAAAGUUCUCCGAAAAGUAUCAGUUGUCUCCAGUUCCGGUGGCCGGCAACUUCUUCCAGGCUCAGUGGAGCGAGUACGUGCCCAAGUUGUACCGUCAGUUGGGGCAGUUCCAGAAUGCGUUCUAGCCGAUUUUGGUGCAGGCAGCGGUGAAGGAAGAAGAAUGUAACAUAUGUAGUCCGCCGCCACGUGGAGUACGUUGCAUGACAACAUGCAAUUUCGUAAAGCAUUUAAAGUUAGGAAGCAUGUCGGACAUACAAAAAAGGAUGGGACAAAUUGUUUAGUUAUGUUUAGUGCCAUGUAUUACUCAUAUGUGAAGUAGUAAUGAAGCAUAGAAAGAGAAAAAUAAAUUAAAAAAAAAGAAAUAAGGUUA